Jaminaea rosea is the source of this 2405-nucleotide messenger RNA. RefSeq names its product DUF500-domain-containing protein. Gene Ontology annotation, molecular function: phosphatidylinositol binding. NCBI's taxonomy places the organism in Eukaryota, Fungi, Basidiomycota, Exobasidiomycetes, Microstromatales. The record is from RefSeq and is a predicted model, not a curated record. Bases 63 to 2135 code for a protein of 690 amino acids. The transcript has 2 exons.
CUUCUUCCUCAUCUUUUUCCACCCAGUCCCACUCCACGACACAGACAACGAGAUCGGUGCUGAUGAGCGACGCUGCGUCGUCCUCUUCCUCCUCCGGCAAAUGGGGGAAAUGGGGCCGCUCCGCCUUCGACAAGUCGAUCAAGCUCUCCGACUGGGCAUCCGGAUAUGCCAAUGCCGGCGCAGCAAAGAUUGGUGCUGAGCGCUUCUGGCCAAGGUCAAAUGAUACCGAGGAGGAGAUUGCAAAGUGUGAGCGUAUUCUGAGGGCUUUCACGGUGGACGGCAUCACAGCCAAGGAUGAGAAGGAGGAGGAAGUCGCAGACGGCAAGGGCAACAUCAUCAAGAAGAAGCGAAAAGUGCUCAAGAAGAUCCCUCCCGCCGCGAUUCGCAACGCCAAGGGGAUCGUCAUCUAUACAGCGAUGCGCAGCGGCAUCGCUCCCUUCGGCGGGGCCGGCGGCACGGGCUUGAUGAUGGCCCGCCUAUCUGAUGGCUCCUGGUCGGCGCCCAACAGCGUUUCUCCCAACAAUCUGGCUGUCGGUCUACUGCUGGGCUUCGACGUAUUCAAUGUCAUCCUGCUACUCAACACAGAAAAGGCAGUCAACAGCUUCAAGACGUUAGCCAAGGUCACCAUGGGCGCCGAAAUGGCCAUCGCAGCUGGUCCAAUGGGGGCGGGGACUAGCGCUGAGACUGGGAUUGACCGUGCGCCCAUCUACUCGUAUGUGCAGAGCAGAGGGCUGUAUGCUGGAGUGGAGGCAAUGGCGCAAGCGUUCCUCUGUCGCUUCGAUGAGAAUGAGCGAUUCUACUACUGGCCAGGGAUCAAGGCGGUUGAUAUUCUGGAGGGUAAGGUACGCAUUCCGCCUAGCGUAUACCCGCUCCAUAGAGCAUUAAAGGACGCAGAGACAGGAGCGGCGCAAGGAGGAAAGCUGGAGAGGACUGUGUACGAUGUGGUCAAGGUGCCGGAGAGUGAGGUCAUUUCGCGCAUCAAUGGUUACAAGCCCUCCCCCAAGCCCAGCAGGAGGCCAAGCCAUCACGGUGAGGGAACUGCAGAUGGAGAGGCGCAAGUCCACGAUGGCGACGCUGCUGCGGAUGAAGGUCAAGAGCUUGAAUUGCCCGACGAAGACGAGGACAUGCUACACGACGGGGAGCGGCUUCGCCUCCCUCCGACCCCUGCAGAGCUCGAAGCCCUUGAAGCUGCCGGCAUCCCCGAUGAGGAAGACAUCCGCCUCGAACAGCAAGAACGCGCCGCCGUCUACAGGCUGGAACCCCCUCCCAUGCAUCACAAAAUCCGCACCCACUGGGAUCAACACCCGACGAAGAGGCGUUUGAGGCCCACGCGGCAGUUGGUGCAAGGUGGGGUCUGGGGUGCGAGGGCGAGAGAAGACCCGGCGAAUGUGCCCCUCCCUCCGAGCCCGUGGGAAGUGCCACUGCCGCCGAGUCCGGAGCUGAGGGUUGAAGAGCUUGACGAGGUGGAUGGGAAAGAGAAGGCGGCGUUCCUGCCACCGCCGGUCAGAACGGUUGGAGGUGCAAGUCCGAGGCGGAGCGUGGCAGCUGACGCGGCCAGCGAGGCCAGCGGUAGCAGUCAUACUCCGAUCCUUCCACCGCCGCGACGACAAGAUGGCAAAGGUGCAGGCGCACCCGCCACCACGACCCAGGAUACCGCAGACAAUCCAAAUGAAGUAGCUCGUGGUGAGGCGGCAGAGCUUGAUGGCAACGACAGCCCUGCGCCUAUUGAGCACUCGGCCGAGUCUAUGCCCGGGGCCGCACCAUCACCGGGCGCCCGCGAGGAAGGCGAGGAGACUGAGGUCCCCGUCGCAUCGAACGUGGAGAGUGAGUCCCAGGCGGAUGCCGUGAUGGAAGCGGCCGCAGCUGGCGAGGUCACUGAGGAAUCACAGCCAGAGACGAUUGCAGCCGUGGCGGCGGAAGGUGAUGUCGAGCCUGAGCCGACCAGCGCAGAGAAGCAGCCACUGCAGCAAGAGGACAAGCCGACGCCUGAAGAGGAUACCCCUGCGACACCUCAAUCACCGAUGCCAGCAUCAACCGGCGUUUCGCGAGCCUCUUCCGUCAACAGUGGGAUUCUUCCACCGCCGCCGAGGAGACCGCCCAGGUCGAGAGGUGGACCACCUACUUCGAAGGCCUGAGCAUGAGGGGAGUCAUUCUGGACAAUAUGUAGACGGACAAGCAGAGCAGGCAAUGCUGUGUAUAAAUGCAGGGAUUCGACGGGGCCCCCCAAGCAGCCGCUUGUGCUAUAUCGUCGUCCAAGCAUCAUUUGCAUUAAUCUAUUCCUGAGUCGAAGUUCAUGCUCAACUGCGCUGCAGAGCGUGCGCAUAGAGUCCUACUCUCUUCUCGCCGGCGCGUUUGCCGUAGGUAAAAGUCUUCUACUAGCCUCGUCGAUCCAGACUCUCUGCCUU